AACAUGUAGUCUAUCAAGAUUUACGGAGGCAAUGAUAAACUAACGGCUAUCUUCUAAAAAUAUACGAUUAUCCGGAUAUUGUAAACAUAAAAUACCUAACCUCCGGAUAUUCGAAAAUUGUUAUUUGGAGCAACCAAACAAAUCUAUUACAUAACACUUUAACAAAUGACUAAACCAGUCUGAUUGUAAAACUAGGUCCGUAUCCCUUUAUAAUGGUCGAAUAUUUAGCCAUUUGUGAUUCCGCUAUCUAAUCCACAAAUGAUUUGUCCAAGUAGUACUUCUCACUACAUUCGUACAACAUCUGGUGUUCCAAGAAACAUUUAAUCAUACGAUUUUUCCGGGUGAUGUACAGUUUUUCUGAUAAUAUUCAACCAAUACGUUAUAUAAAGAGAUAUAUGCCCUUGGCUAGUUUGUUCCGCGUUUAUAAAUUCAAGCGUGUAAUAUCAACCAUUUAAAAGUACCGUUAUAAGUACGCUGACGUUGUUACAUCAUAGAUUUAGCGUCAGUUGCGUUGAGCUACGAAUGCGUAUAUUUACCGGUAGUUACAAAACUGACAUCUACUAUUUGACCAGAGAUAUUGUAGCCGAAUGCAGCAUUAUGUGUAAAUUCGAUACCACUACCAAGAUCAUAUUUCUGAUAGCGUACAUCAAUCUAGCAACCAGUUUUGAAUCUCGAUAUUCUAUUCGAAGAAGAGAGACUAAAGAAGAUAUCAAUAAUUAUAUUCAAUAUCUCAAAGAUUACGACGUGUUCUAUGUUGAUGGUGAUAAUGGAAACGAUAGAUUCACGGGGUUAAGUCCUUGGCGGCAUGGGUAUCGGAGACUCGGUCCUUUCCGUACAAUAUCUGUAGCGAUACGUAAAAUACGUAUUUUUCGUCGAUCACUGUCUCUACCAGUGAAACUUUACAUUCGAUCUGGAUUUUACUUCAUAAAGAAACAGAUUAGAAUGACUGAAAAGGAUUCAAACUUAGAAAUACUUGGAUAUCCAUUUGACAAUGAACGACCGGUAAUAAGUGGAGCACGACGUGUUUGGGGUUCUCAGUUUUUCAAAGUUCAUCAACUCGCUAAUCUGAACUGGAUUUAUAAACUUAGUUACGAAGGCGGGUGUUCGCCGCAUCUCUUUGUCGGAAAUAAGAGGAUGGUGCGAGCCAGGAAGCCAAAUAUAUACGAAUGGAACGGACGUAAUUUAGCGGGGGAAGGCCCAUAUAUGUUGAUACAUGAUGUAUUGAUUUCAACGGAUGAGUGUAAACGUGGAAAUGACGUUUAUUAUCAGAAAUGCCCUCCGAAGAACAAAGUUGGAUUCAGAAUGGGAGAAGGGGACAUCGUUAAGAAUGGAACAAAUGAGGAUCAAAUACAAAUUUUAAUUUUUCAUGCAUGGACAGCAGAGCGGGCUUAUAUUAAUCGUAUCUCACGAGAUAACAGAAUCCUUUUCCGAGAAUCUCUACGAGAAGCCAUCGGAACAAGACCUCGGCCAUCUGGCUGGAGGUACAUUAUUGAAAAUUCACAUGAAGAAUUAGACGCAGUGGGAGAAUUUUAUUGUGAUCCGGUGAGGAAAGCGUUAUACAUAAUUCCACCUAACGAAACGUUUAUGUCAGAAUAUGUAUAUAUCGGAAAUAACGCACAACUUUUUAAAGUUGUAGAUGCUUCAAAUAUCACAUUCAACGGAAUCGAGGUAAAAUAUACACACGAUGACUCUGUUGGAUGGUUUAAUAGCAAACCCUCUGCAUUGGAGUUUGAAAAUUGCUCUCAUAUAAAAAUAAUGAAUUCUGUAAUUGGGCAUUUGGGCCACAAUGGCAUCGUUAUAGAAGAAUCUAGACAAGUCGAAAUUUUUGGAAAUCAGUUUUAUGAUAUUGGAAACUACGCUGUCAACAUUGCAGACACAGGAAAACGAAAAUCUCUGAAUUCAAUGAGAUCUCGUGAUGUCAUUGUGGCAAAUAAUACUUUCGAUGGAUGUGGGGUUUAUCAUAUGUUGCAGCCUUCUUGCGUGCAUGUCAGAGGCAUUCGGAAUAUUACAAUACUUGGAAAUGACGUAAGAAACACUCCUUACGCAGGAAUAAAGGUAGGUUGGCAAAAAUCGUUUUCCCCAAAGCAUUCCAGUGCGUCACACCCUGUGUUUUACGUAGCAGAAAAUCACGUAAGCGAGUACGGUCUUGCAAUAUUGAAUGAUUUUGCUGGAAUAUAUUUAUCGACAAAUAUGAGAGAUUGUGGAAUACUGCAACGAUUGGAAAAAUGUCAUCUGCACGCAUUAAUUACAAGGAAUGUUGUUCACCAAGGUCGUAGUUAUAAUUACGGUGCGGCAGGGAUUUAUAGCGAUACAGCGGCUUCGUCUGUAACCGUAUCGAACAAUUGGAUAUAUGACGUUGGUGGUCCGGCAAUCAAUUUCCACUGCGGACAGAACAACACCGCAACAAAUAAUAUGAUUGUUCAUGUCAACCCAAACCGGAUUUUCGGCACAUGUAAUCAUGCGAAUGCCAACGGUGAUAGAUCGAGACAGAUUUUCUCAAUGCUUCGUAACGUCAUCUACGUUGAAAAUCCUUUGGCUGCUAUGUACAGACGAGGUGACUGGUGGGAUUUUGACGUACCUUAUCUCAAUUUCAACGUAUAUUUUGGAGGUUCUGUGAGAAAGAAAACAUUUUUUCCAAAAUACGUUUCAAUAAAAAAGUGGAAAAAAGAUACAAGAAACGAUAUGGAUUCAAUGAUUGUACAUCCAAGAUUUACAUCGACAUCUCAUAGAAUUUUAACUUUGAAAAAACAUUCCCCCGCGAUUGAAUUGGGGAUUCGUUCAAUAGACUUGUCCAACGUUAGGGACGGGAUUAGUAACAAAUGGAUGUUCGUGCAUUGACGUAGGCCUAUGCUAUAAGCUAAACUUAAUUAGGAAAAUGUCGUUCCAAGGCUUCGACUUUACGCAGCUCAUUUUAAUAUCAUUUAUAUGUUUUCACUCAGGCCGGGCCCACAGAAGAGACUUGAAAUUUCACAUCCGUAAUAGGGCGGUUUACUUAAUACGCUUUUACACGUACAACUAAAUACCAAGCCGAAUUAGUACAGCGACACUUAUAUUAGGAAAAGCUGUGGAGCCGAAUUUGCUGAGUGAGUAAUCCUAACACCCUAUUAAAAAUACUGAUUUUCUCGGGAGUUCGGAGACGAGACCAAAUUUCUAUCAACUCGAGAGUAGAUAGAUGGUCGAUUGCAAAUCUUUUCUGACUCCACAGCACUGGUCCCACGUACAAGAUUUUAAUUUUUCACAGAGAUGUGAUUUUCUAUCGGCACCUCACUGUUUAAAGCAUCUUUGGGGGCGAAUAGAAAAUGAAGUUAGCAACCCGUCUAAGCAUUCAAAAUAACGCGAGUGGUAUUGCGCAAGGUGAAUCUCUUAUUAAGUAUUUUGCACAUAAUCAUCACUUGCAGGAUCUAAACUUAAAUCAAAAUUAAUAGCGUACGGCUC
Molecule: messenger RNA, 3435 nt
Organism: Styela clava
Lineage: Eukaryota; Metazoa; Chordata; Ascidiacea; Stolidobranchia; Styelidae
Source: RefSeq, a predicted model, not a curated record